CGACACUUGGCCGUCUGUGUUUACUGUAGUAAUACUUAUCUACACGCCCCCUUCUGACUGUACGCCUACAUAAAGCAGUGCGCGGUGCGCUCGGCGGUGAGCAGCAUGAGUCUCCACGGGAAAGUGGCUCUGGUCACCGGCGGCGCGCAAGGCAUCGGAAGAGCCGUGGUGGAACAUCUCCUGGAGAACGGGGCGAAGGUUGCACUGGUAGACCUGAACCAAUCUGUGGGAGAGGAAUGCAAAAGUGAUCUAGAUGGCCAGUUUGGAGAGGAUAACUGUAUUUUUAUCCAGUGUGACGUGACUGACGCGGGGAAACUUAGAGAUGCCUUUCAAAGCACAGUAGAGAAGUUUGGUCGGUUGGAUAUUGUCAUCAAUAAUGCUGGAAUCAACAAUGAGAAGAACUGGGAAAAGACCAUUGAAGUAAAUUUGACAUCUGUCAUACAGGGAACAUAUUUAGCACUAGAACACAUGAGUAAAGAGUACGAAAAAGAAGGAGGGGUUAUUAUCAACGUUUCAUCUAUGGCAGCAUUUCUCCAUUCUCCUCACCAGCCAGUAUACACAGCGACAAAGCAUGGGGUGAUUGGAUUUUCAAGAGCCAUUGCAGACGCAUCUGAACAGGGCAAUUAUGGAGUGAGGAUCAACACACUGUGCCCAGCCUUCGUGGACACCCAACUCCUUCGCACUGUGGAGCACGAGGAAACAAUGGGCAAGUUUGUCAAGUACAAAGAUGAAUUCAAGCAACGGAUGGACAAGUAUGGCAUUCUCAAACCAUCUCUGAUUGCAGAAGGAAUGCUGCGAAUGAUAACAGAUGAAAGCCUAAACGGAGCCGUGAUGAAGAUCACCUGUUCUAAAGUCCUCAUCAGAACAUUUAUUUUAUUGAAGUCCAGUGCAGACACCUCAAACAGCUAGUUGAAUGACACAAACCUAUGGUGCAUUUAAGAAAUAAAAAAGGGACGGUAUAGAUUUUCCUGUCUAUCAUUUGAGUUUGGAAAAACAAAAAGGACUGCAUACUGGUAUUCGGGCCUCUUUCUAAACUGGUUUUAUUUUAUUUUUUUUUGUAAUGCCCUUGAACAUUCAUUUGUAUGCAACUGCUUUACUGUGAGUAACUGGUUUUGAGAAAAGAAAAUCAUAUUUAUUAAUAAUUCAGUUAUUGUUUGUGUCAAUCAUACCUCAAUAUCGCAAACCAAUGAUUCUUACAAUUUUUGUAUAUUUUUUGUAUAAUAUUUUAGAUAUAUGGAUAUCUUUGUGGCAAAGAGAGUAUCUUUUAUUAUGUAUACCUUAUGUAUAAAUCAAACAAUAAACUUCUGAAAAUAC
Molecule: messenger RNA, 1314 nt
Organism: Onychostoma macrolepis
Lineage: Eukaryota; Metazoa; Chordata; Actinopteri; Cypriniformes; Cyprinidae
Gene: hpgd
Product: 15-hydroxyprostaglandin dehydrogenase
Exons: 8
Coding region: 106-909 (267 amino acids)
Cellular component (GO): cytoplasm
Molecular function (GO): oxidoreductase activity, acting on the CH-OH group of donors, NAD or NADP as acceptor
Source: RefSeq, a predicted model, not a curated record